This is a messenger RNA of Ogataea angusta, 1743 nucleotides long. RefSeq lists its product as uncharacterized. The record is from RefSeq and is a predicted model, not a curated record. Gene Ontology annotation, biological process: regulation of DNA-templated transcription. The transcript has a single exon. Lineage: Eukaryota; Fungi; Ascomycota; Pichiomycetes; Pichiales; Pichiaceae. Gene Ontology annotation, molecular function: DNA-binding transcription factor activity, RNA polymerase II-specific; transcription cis-regulatory region binding; zinc ion binding. Gene Ontology annotation, cellular component: nucleus. The coding region runs from base 1 to 1743 and encodes 580 amino acids.
AUGAAGCGAAGAGGAGUCCGGCGGGCUUGCGAUGCCUGCCAUUUGCGAAAGCAGCGUUGCGACGGGUUGCAGCCGUGUUUUAGGUGCUCCAAGAGCGACAAGCUGUGCUCCUACGGAGAGGAACAAAUUCCCGGAGCCUCUGAAGUCGUCCACCUGAUGAGCACCGUGCUCUCGUCCUUGGGAACGAUCGAACAGAAAAUUGAUCUCCUAGGCGGCAUCUCGGAUCCACCGGCUGCCGAGCCUUCACCUACCCUACACCGUCCGCCCGUCGCGAUCCAGACCAUUUCACUUCGCGGAGCACCCAUGUCAACGGUGCAAAGUGCAUACUCCAUGGCCGGCAACGGCAUGGCAGAAAAUAACAGCACAGCAUCCUCGGUACGGUCGCCUCUUCCACUACUACACCAGCUCUACCGCACAGAUCAUUGGUGCUGCGACCCUGUGUCGCUGGGCAUUUUGUCGUUGCAAGACGCUCAACACCUGGUUGAUUUGUAUUUCGAACAGAUGCACAGCAUGGCACCGCUUCUUACCAGAAGUAUCCACUCAGACGCAGCCGAGCUACGCCAGCGGUCAACGCUUCUCUUUCUCACCGUCUGCUGUGUGGGAGCACGGAGCCUUUCUCAGCCGGGCCAAAAUAUACACGAUCUGGCCGCCUUGCUGGACUUUUCGCUAUCCCGGGUGGUUCUGGGACGCACAGACCGCAUCACGCUGGAGCAGCUCGAGUCUUUACAGCUCUACGCCCAUUGGAUGCCUCUGAGAGCGAGCCAUAGCGCCAGUAGAUACAACGAGGUUUCUGUGUGGAAUGUAAUUGGACUCACAAUCCGAUGGGUCAAGUUCAUGGAUCUUGAGGGCCGCCUGCAGACAAGAUUUACAGGCUCGCUCGAAGACGUGCGAAUUUUACGGAUUAUGCUCAAUCUUGUCUCGCUCGACUACCAAACUCAUCUUUCCACGCAGCUGCCCACGACAAUCGACCCCGUGCCGCUCGUGGCCCUUGCCAGAAAAUUCUGCUCGACAGUGAACGCGGAAACCAAUGACCACAAGCUUCUGGGGCUCUGUGAGCUGACCCUCGCUCUCAAGCACGCAACCGACCUAAAAUACGUGAACUUCUUUCUGGACGAAUGGGCAGCCGAGUGGACAAACUAUCCCAACGCGCAGCUCAGCGUAUCUGAGAUACCGUUCACCUCCAUGCGCUGGUAUCGUCUGAGUCUGAACAGUGGGCCCCUUGCUGGACUAUGUGCGGGAACGCCGGUCCCGGAAACGGAGGAGCGCGCUGUGCUGGCGGCCCUGAAACGCAGCGUCGAGGCUGCUCUGGAUAUGUUUGGCUUAUUUCUCGAAACUCCCGGAUGGGAAGACCCAAAAGUGAGCCACGCGUUUCUUUCUCGCUUCCGCUGCGCAAUCGACUCGUACUGGAUGACGCACGCGUUUGCAUUUAUCUUGCUGUGCAUUCUGUAUGCUCGAGGAGCAGUGGACGAGACUUUUUUCUGUUGCCUGCCGACGCAGAACCAGACCAGUCCUCCGGCCCCCGGUUCGCCGCUCUCCAACCUUCUCCAGCUGGGGCUCACCAUUUUUGACCUUGACCCGACUCAUCCUGCUGCACAUAUAGCUGCCCUGGUCCACCAGGUCUACGAUUCGCUGGAACUGCUGGACGACUCGAAAAACUACGUCGAGGACGUCUUCCCGAUUCCUCUCGAUGAAGGAUUUGAUCUCAAUUUGUUUCUGGCUCGUCAGUGCGGUGAUUACGCGUAG